GAAGAAUGGCGACGACAACGACAGGCAGUAGGAAACGCAAGGCGCCUAUUGCCGAGCAGCCCAGACAGAGCAAGCCUGGUCCAGAGCUGCGUCCGCACAAGAAGGCUAGACGCAGAAGCACCAGACUCGCUCGAAUUGCCCAUGGAAUUGCGGCAGCACCUGCACCAACUGCCGCUCUACCAGUGGUACCAGAGAUAGCAAUAGUACCAGAGGCGCCAAUAGUACCAGAGACGCCAGCAGAACAGGAGAAACCAGCAGUACAAGAGACACCAGUUGUACCAGACACGACGCCAUUGAAUGCAGUACCAAACCCCCGGGAGACACUGUCCGUCUUUGUCUUUGGCGAUGGUGAGAUGGGAGGCCUUGGCCUGGGUACUAAAGUGACAGAGGCAAAGAGACCAAAGCUCAAUCCGUUUCUCGAUCCGACAAAAGACAUUGCGUUCCACGCUGUUCGAAUUGCCUGUGGCGGUAUGCACAAUGUUGUAUUGACCAACGACAACAAGAUUGUGACCUGGGGUGUCAAUGAUUGCCAUGCUCUAGGCCGCAGCACAGAUUGGGACGGCGGUUUGCGAGAUGCAGACGCCGAGGAUUCCGACGAAGAGGGCGAUUUGAAUCCGCUCGAAUCGACACCAAUGGCUGUCGACUCUGUGCACUUUGCACCCGGCACGAAGUUUGUGUCGGUUGCUGCCGGCGAUAACUGCACUCUUGCCCUCACGGACGAUGGUCAGGUGUAUGCAUGGGGAACCUUUCGUGACCCAGAUGGCAAGGAAGCGUUUGGAUACGCAGAAGACGGAUCGAAAAUCAUCAAGCAACCAAUACCCGUCCCCGUUGCUGGUCUACAAAACAUUACACAAAUAGCCUGCGGCGAAAACCACGCCCUCGCCCUCGACAACACAGGUACCAUCUGGGGCUGGGGCACCGGUGGCCAGAACCAAUUCCUGUCUGUAGGAAAUGCAUCCAUCCAAGAUACACUUCGACCUCUUAUCGUUCGACCGUGCGAGAACAAAGUAAAGUAUAUUGCAAGCGGACCGAACCAUUGCUUUGCAAUUGACGACAGCGACAAGGUUUGGGGCUGGGGCCUGAACAACUUUGGACAAGCGGGCCAUGCCGAAUCAGCAGGAGGAGACGAGGCAUUCCGUCCAGAAGCGACGAGAAUCGAUGGCCUUUGCGGUCGAAACGUGAUUCAACUCGCUGGAGGAGGCUCUCAUUCCGUCGCCAUAACUGCUGCUGGAGAGUGUUUUGUCUGGGGUCGCAUGGAUGGCGGUCAGCUCGGUAUUGAGUUUACACCUGAGCAGCUUGCGGAUGAAACUUUCUUUCGACGGGAUGAGCGCGGUAAGCCGAGAAUCUGUCUGGCGCCGACUGCUAUUCCGGGAUUGGGCAAAGUGAUACAGGUUGGCUGCGGAACCGACCAUACUAUCUUCAUCAACGAUGAAGGAAAGGCGUAUUCUACGGGAUUUGGUACACAGAACCAGCUUGGAUUGGGUCAGGAUGAAGAUGUCUUUGUCGCCACGCAGAUUAAAGGAAAGGCCGUGAAUGAUGAGAAAUUUGUAUGGGCGGGAGCAGGGGGCCAAUUUUCUGCUAUUGCGUCCACACGAGCAGAAGCAACAGCCUGAUUCCACCAAGAUCACGGAUAUAAAGACGUGUAAAUAAUAUGAUACCAUGUGAAACCGGUAGAUGUAAAUACUAUUCUCUACUAUUACUACUACCACUAUUACUAGGCUUCGGUGGCUGGCUGAUUGCUA
This is a messenger RNA of [Torrubiella] hemipterigena, 1742 nucleotides long. The record is from the annotation of a GenBank genome assembly. Lineage: Eukaryota; Fungi; Ascomycota; Sordariomycetes; Hypocreales; Clavicipitaceae.